UUAUCGCCCAACAACCGGGCCACCUGCAACGACACGGUGUGCAAGGCGGCCGGCGACAAAUGCACGAAGGGCACUUUGCGCUUCGGCAGCUGGUUUGUCAUUCCCAACUCGGAGCAUGGAAGUUGGAAAUGGAAACACUGGGGCUGCGUCUCCGGCUUCCAGCUCUGCAACGUCCGCGAUGCAGUUCAGCAGGAGGACGGCACUUUCAACUGGGAUCUGCUCGACGGCUAUGACGAGCUAAAUGAUCACCCCGAACUGCAGGCCAAGAUUCGCCGUUGCGUCGAGCAGGGCCACAUUGACCCUGAGGAUUUCAGGGGCGACCCCAAAUUCAAUGUCCCUGGCUCAAAGGGCAUUCGCGGACGUGCUAAGGUCACCAAGAUGAAGGCUGAAGUCGAGGGUGAUGAUGAUGAGGAGGAGGAGGAGGGAGAGAAACAAAAGCCCAAGGCCAAGGCUGCGGCAUCCAAGAAGGGGGCCAAGGGUGGACGCAAGAAGGCCAGCACUGAAGACGACGACGAGGUACAGGCAGAGGAGGAAACAGAGGCUCCCAAGAAGAAGGGCCGUGGCCGCAAGAAGGCCGAGGUGGACGAAGAGGACGAAGAUUCCGAACCACCCAAGAAGAGGGGUCGUCCCCGCAAGUCCAAUGCUUCUGUUGCAGCUAAAGAAGAACCUGUGGAGGAGCCAGCCAAGCCCGCUACCAAGAAGGGCGCCCGCGCCAGCCAUGGCAAAUCCACAGACACUCCCAUCGAGGGUGAGGCAGAGUCGGAGGAGAAGCCUGUGAAGAAUGGCCGCGGCGGACGUAAGUCCAACGCUUCAGCCGUUGUGAAGGACGAGGAAUCUGACUCGGCCCCUGUUGCUGAGCCGAAGCAGACUGCUAAGCGCAAGCGGGGUGCCACAAAGCAGAUUGAGGCUGAUGAGCAAGACGAUGAUAAGCCGGCUCCGGUCAAAAAGGCACGUGGACGACCGAGAAAGUCCGAUACUGUCGUUGAACCUGUCAAGGAUGAGGAGGCCUCCGAGGCCGAGGACGACACUGAGUCCAAGCCCGAGCCGGCUAAACGUGGCCGCGAGCCCAAGUCUGCGGCUGCCGCACCCAAGAAGACUGCAGCUAAGGGAAAGACUGACGGCAGAAGGCGCUCUGGCCGUGGUCAGAACAGGUGA
Pyricularia pennisetigena is the source of this 1155-nucleotide messenger RNA. RefSeq lists its product as uncharacterized. NCBI's taxonomy places the organism in Eukaryota, Fungi, Ascomycota, Sordariomycetes, Magnaporthales, Pyriculariaceae. Gene Ontology annotation, molecular function: DNA binding; zinc ion binding. The record is from RefSeq and is a predicted model, not a curated record. The transcript is spliced from 5 exons. The annotation marks the transcript as partial.